Messenger RNA from Aspergillus mulundensis, 918 nucleotides. Its product is annotated as putative short-chain dehydrogenase. Lineage: Eukaryota; Fungi; Ascomycota; Eurotiomycetes; Eurotiales; Aspergillaceae. The transcript has a single exon. The coding region runs from base 1 to 918 and encodes 305 amino acids. The record is from RefSeq and is a predicted model, not a curated record.
AUGGGCUCCAUCUACAGCCAACUCUUCGUCAAGCUCUCAUUACCUGACUCAUCCACAAUCAAAAACAAGACAAUCCUAGUAACCGGCUCGAACACAGGCCUCGGCCUCGAAGCCGCCCGGCAUGCACUGAACCUCGGAGCAGGCAUUGUGAUAUUAGCCGUGCGUUCUGUGCUAAAGAGCGAGGAGGCAAAGACCGAUAUCACACGUGCCGAUCCGGACUUGAUGGAAAGGGUCCUUGUAUGGCCGCUUGAUCUGGAGUCCUUCGCUAGUGUGCGGGCUUUCAUAUCCCGGGCGCGGGAGUAUGUUUCGAAUGGAGGGAGAUUGGACGGCGUGAUUCUGAACGCGGGGAUCGCGAGCCUUGCGUGGAGGGUUACAGAGGAUGGGUGGGAGCGCAGUCUGCAGGUGAAUGUUCUUUCGACGGCGCUGUUGGCGCUGGGGCUAUUACCUCUGCUCUUGCAAGCGUCGAGCAAAGAUCCAGACUCGAACUUGUCAAAGCCGCACCUUACAAUCCUCGCAAGCGACAUCCACAAGACCGCGAUGUUUAAUGAGCGGCAUGCGGAGAAUAUCCUCUCGGUACUUAAUGACAAAGACCAGUGGGGGAAAUCGCAGCAAGCCGGUGGUGCGACGGAGCGGUACGCAGUCACAAAGCUACUCGACAUCUACAUCACGCAAGAGAUCGCAAAGCUUGUUCCGCUCAGUGAGGACGGAGAACCACGCGUGGUGGUGAACUGCGUCGCGCCGGGAUUCUGCAAGUCGAAUCUGCUGUCGAGAGAGGAGGGGGUUCCGGUUGUUGUUAAGAUGCUUCAGUGGGCUGUUGGAAGGAGUGUGGUUGAGGGGAGUAAGACGCUUAUUUAUGCUGUUGGUAUGGGGAGUGAGAGUCAUGGGUGUUGGGUGGAGGAUCAGGUUGUUAGGGAGUGA